GCAGAGGGCGGUCAUUUCGACAUCUUCCUUUGGUCAACGGUGCUUACAGCCGUCGGCGGGUCUAUGACAAUGUUUAUCGGCUAUCAAGCGCCAUUCAUCAUUCCUUCAAGCUUCACGCUCCUGAUUGAGGUGAACAGCUGCCUCUUCGAUGCCGGCACCAUCAUCUUCCCACUGCUCAAAGUGUUGUAUGACUUGGGUGUACCCUUCAGCGCAUUCUUUUGGGCAUACACGGUGCUGGGAAUCAUCUGCUAUGGGCUCUUCUCAAUCUCCUGGGGCAUGAACCAGAAGGAGCUUGACGAAAUCCGCUUGGCUGCAGGCACUUGGACCUUUGAACAGAGCCAGGGUGAAGCAGCAAGUUCUUGA
Symbiodinium sp. CCMP2592 is the source of this 363-nucleotide messenger RNA. NCBI's taxonomy places the organism in Eukaryota, Dinophyceae, Suessiales, Symbiodiniaceae. The record is from the annotation of a GenBank genome assembly.